This is a messenger RNA of Hyalella azteca, 2510 nucleotides long. RefSeq names its product proline-rich receptor-like protein kinase PERK2. The transcript has a single exon. The record is from RefSeq and is a predicted model, not a curated record. Lineage: Eukaryota; Metazoa; Arthropoda; Malacostraca; Amphipoda; Hyalellidae. The annotation marks the transcript as partial.
CGUGUACUCCCCACAACUCCUUCGUCUCCGCCGCCUCCUGAGACCCACGCCAACAGGACGCUAGCUCUCCCCACAACUCCUUCGUCUCCGCCGCCUCCUGAGACCCACGCUAACAGGACGCUAGGCCUCCCCACAACUCUUUCGUCUCCACCGCCUCCUGAGACCCACGUCAACAGGACGCUAGGCCUCCCCACAACUCCUUCGUUUCCGCCGUCUCCUGAGACCCACGCCAACAGGACGCUAGGCCUCCCCACAACUCCUUCGUCUUCGCCGCCUCCUGAGACCCACGUCAACAGGACGCUAGCCCUCCCCACAACUCCUUCGUCUCCGCCGCCUCCUGAGACCCACGGCAACAGGACGCUAGCCCUCCCCACAACUCCUUCGUCUCCGCUGCCUCCUGAGACCCACGGUAACAGGACGCUAGCCCUCCCCACAACUCCUUCGUCUCCGCCGCCUUCUGAGACCCACGCCAACAGGACGCUAACUCUCCCCACAACUCCUUCGUCUCCACCGCCUCCUGAGACCCACGGCAACAGGACGCUAGCGCCUCCACAACUCCUUCGUCUCCGCCGCCUCCUGAGACCCACGCCACCAGGACGCUUCGCAUGAAACCCUGCAGAGAUUGAUCUGACUCGCAGUUUUACGAUAGUUUCACCUAAUUUAAAAUUUGCGGGAAGUAUAGAUCAUUUAUUUUAACUCUUUCACCUUUCCAGAAUAAUUCUUUCUGAAAGCGGCACCAAUUUGGUCUACCGCUGAUAGCACAUGUGGGGCAGCAGUAAUUUACAUACGGCUGAAAUUUCCUAAAUUUUUAUAAAACGACGUAAGUUGCCUCUCCAUGGUUGUUCCCUGUUUUAUUACCGUGCGUCUGUUAAUUUUCAAACUUUUUGUAAGGGAUGCGCCCUAGAUCAAUUUCGAAAACUAUACGCGCUGUAAAUAAAUUAAAAUUGCCACGCAUUAAAAAAUGUUGGAUAGCUUGUGAUAGAUUUCCGAAACUAUUCUCAUUUCCAUAGUAUUUGUAUCUCCUGAUUAAAUAGCAAAAUAGGUUACGAGACCUUCAAACAAAAUAUCAUUUCUAAUACUUUCUGAACCUUGUACGGUUAAACUGCCGUCGUCUUCUUUCUUAUUACGACAUUUUCUAACAAUGUUCUUACUACGAAAUGUUUUUGCCUAACGAAUCAAUAUAUAUGAAAUAUAUUGUAUUUGUAUUUAAACGAUGCAUAAUAAAAAUUCAUAUCAUCUGCAGCAUACCACCUCAUUGGAGGAUAAACGAAGAAAUCUUCUUUAUCUAUAUGUUUUCUGGUGGUCGUAAGCGUUUAAUAAAUUUAGUGCGACGAUAAGAUUUAUGGAUGUAACUCUGAUUAAUUAUAAUUAAGAAGAGCUCAUGAAAUGAUGGUCUCUUACGGAGGUUAUGUAUAGUGGCCUCGUCGAGAAAAAAAAUACCCUGAUCUGUGUCUAAGCAUUUGUUAGCCAAUAUAUACAUGAUUAUCUGUACUCUAUUGAACAAUUUUUAUGUUUCGUAAAUGCAAACUGAGACUGGGACCAUUAGUGUGCGAAAAAAACUAUGUUCACUAUUACGAAUCGACGCGGAACGAUGCUCAAUGCCGAAGUAAUGUAACGACGAUGUUCUUCAACUUUCGAAUAAUUGCGCAUUGGAAGUGAAUGGCAUUUUGUGUCAUUGAGCGCAAUGACUUCAAGUCACUUCCACACAGAAUUUUUAUUUCAGAAAUGAACGAGAAAACUUCUGCUUAUUAGUGCAAUGUUGGCUCACGAAGGCAAUCAUUUUUAUCAAGUGAACAAUGACGCGCGGUUCCAUAUAAUGAUUCUUCAACGUGCCAAGAAAUAAUAUAAUGAAAUGCCUACUAUCAAUAAAAGCUAAAUAUAUAGCGGGCCAUUUGUAAAUACUUUGCAUGUUCUAGCAACUCAACUUGGACAAUCGUAUUGCAAAUGUUUUUUUACGAGAAACCUCAAUCUUGCACAUUACGCAUCUUGCAAGUCUAGAGUUCAAAAUCUUUUUUCUAUCAAGGCAAUUUUGGCUCGUUUUUACUGAAUAAUACUACCAAACUCUCAUAUUCUUUUUUGGCAACCAUCGACUUUUUAUUUCACAUGGCGAUGAGCUAUAUGAAAUAUUGCACAGUGUUGAGCUAUAUGGACAAAUUUUCCUGCAACUUGUCAGAGCAGGUUUUCCUGUAGCCCAGAAUUUCUAUACACGUGUCUCAAGUUAAGAAUAUUUUACAAGAUAUAUAUUGCAACAUAAUUCAUAAUUUCAGGUCAUUAUUUAUGUAUCAGCGCUACUCUGAAAACAAGUCAUUUUAAAUUUUAAAUAGAAGUAACAAAACUUCUUACCACGUGUUAAUUUUGUCAUUAAUUUUAUUAGAAGUUUGGUAUGAACUCUUUUCAUUCACGUCUGGCCUUUACGAUGUUAUUUGCUUGUGUGUAUCCUCGUGCAUUCUGCACUAGCGAUGGCUUGAAUAGUUAUGAAUGAAUAAUUUAUUUACAUUAUACAUAUUAAG